Naumovozyma dairenensis CBS 421 is the source of this 690-nucleotide messenger RNA. It is a transcript of the gene UBI4, whose product is annotated as ubiquitin. The coding region runs from base 1 to 690 and encodes 229 amino acids. Gene Ontology annotation, biological process: protein ubiquitination; modification-dependent protein catabolic process. The record is from RefSeq and is a predicted model, not a curated record. Gene Ontology annotation, cellular component: nucleus; cytoplasm. The transcript has a single exon. Gene Ontology annotation, molecular function: ubiquitin protein ligase binding; protein tag activity. NCBI's taxonomy places the organism in Eukaryota, Fungi, Ascomycota, Saccharomycetes, Saccharomycetales, Saccharomycetaceae.
AUGCAAAUUUUUGUCAAGACUUUAACUGGUAAGACCAUCACUCUAGAAGUAGAAUCUUCGGAUACUAUUGACAACGUUAAAUCCAAGAUUCAAGAUAAAGAAGGUAUCCCACCUGACCAACAAAGAUUGAUUUUUGCAGGUAAACAAUUAGAAGAUGGUAGAACAUUAUCUGACUACAAUAUCCAAAAGGAGUCUACUUUACAUCUUGUGUUGAGACUAAGAGGUGGUAUGCAAAUCUUUGUCAAGACUUUAACUGGUAAGACUAUUACCUUAGAAGUAGAAUCUUCUGACACUAUUGAUAAUGUCAAGUCUAAAAUUCAGGACAAAGAAGGUAUCCCACCUGAUCAACAAAGAUUGAUCUUCGCAGGUAAACAACUAGAAGAUGGUAGAACUUUAUCUGACUACAACAUUCAAAAGGAGUCUACUUUACAUCUUGUGUUGAGACUAAGAGGUGGUAUGCAAAUCUUUGUCAAGACUUUAACUGGUAAGACCAUCACUCUAGAAGUAGAAUCUUCGGAUACUAUUGACAACGUCAAGUCUAAAAUUCAGGACAAAGAAGGUAUCCCACCUGACCAACAAAGAUUGAUCUUUGCAGGGAAGCAAUUAGAAGAUGGUAGAACAUUAUCUGACUACAACAUUCAAAAGGAGUCUACUUUACAUCUUGUGUUGAGACUAAGAGGUGGUAUGUAA